UCUGCUGGGCGCGCAUCGUAUCAGCAACAUGUCUUGCAGUAGAGACAGCCCUCAGCCACCUCCAAAGCAAUCAAACACUCUAGUACAAGUAGUGGAAGCGAGCGAAGAACAGGAAGAGAUUGCAAAGAUGAGCGAGCAAGAAGUGACCGAGACCGUAAGCGAUGAGGUCUAUGUGGCUUAUAAGUGUACUUCACUUCUGGAAGGAUCAUUAUCUCAUCCUAGUGACAUAGUGGAGGCAUCUUCUCUUGCAUCACUGUUAUUGCCACCCUUGACAUAUGGUCUUCCUAAUGCUAUUCCUCAAGAAGUUAUUACAUCUGGUCAUCUCACUGAUUUGCAGCUGGAGGGCAUUGCUUAUGCUUGUCAACGCCAUCAAAUGAUUCUUCCUAACAACACAAGAGCUGGUUUCUUCAUAGGUGAUGCAGCUGGAGUAGGGAAAGGCAGACAAAUUGCAGGAAUUAUAUUUGAUAACUAUGUUCGAGGACGAUUCAAACAUUUGUGGUUUAGUAUAUCAUCUGACUUGAGAGCAGAUGCUAAACGAGAUCUAGAAGACAUUGGUUGUUACAUCAAAGUAAUCAGUGGUUGUCAACAACUAGAUAAGGGAACAAAGGUGUUUGGUCUUCCAGCUGAUUUAAAGGACGGUGUGGUGUUUAGUACUUACGCCACGCUUGUAUCGUCAGUGCAACAAGCAGGUGGGUCACGACGUACUCGGCUUCAGCAGCUGAUUGAGUGGUGUGGGGGACUAGAAUUUAGUGGUUGUUUGAUUUUUGAUGAAUGUCACCGAGCUAAAAACUACAAUCCUAAUAACGAGAAAACCAGCACAAAGGUUGCAGUUGCUGUGUCAACAUUGCAAAGGAUGCUGCCCAAGGCUAGAGUUGUUUACUGUAGUGCUACUGGAGUUUCUCAUGUGAAGAAUAUGGCAUUUAUGGAAAGACUUGGACUUUGGGGUGAAGGCACAGCUUUUAAGUGCUUUGAUACUUUUUUGGAAAGCAUUACAAGGAGAGGUCUUGGUGCUGCAGAGAUGCUUGCAAUGGAGAUGAAAACAAGUGGCAUGUUUGUGUCAAGAGGACUUAGUUUUAAACACACUGAGUUUGAAACGAUUGAAGUGAAACUGACAAAAGAACAAGAGAAGCUAUACAAUACAGCUGCACACAUUUGGAAUGAGCUGCGUAAGUCACUGGAACAUGCCCAGAAGCGAACUAAUACUGCAUCCAAGUCACUUAAUGCAAGCUUUUGGGGUGCCCAUCAAAGAUUCUUCAAGCAGCUAUGCUUAAGCAUGAAAGUGCCAUCUAUUGUAAGUGAGACCAAGAAAGCACUAGAAUCUGGAAACUGUGUGGUUAUUGGAUUGCAAACAACAGGAGAGGCUAGUAUGGUUUCUGAGAUGAAAACUAGUGGUGGAAUGGUGAGUGGGUGGGUGUCAAUAACACAAGAAAUUCUUGAGCGAUUUAUUACAAGUUUCUUUCCAACAGAAAUGAAAAAUGAAUCAGAUACUUAUCAAGACCAGUGGUGUGUAACAGCCAAGAAAAUGCUGUUGGACUUCACUAAAGGUUGCAACUUUCCUGCUAGUCCUUUAGAUGACAUCAUUGACAAACUGGGUGGGCCAUCUCAGGUGGCUGAAAUGACAGGUCGUCAAGGGCGAAUUGUAAGAACAGCUAGAGGGUUGAAAUACGAGGUUCGAGAAAUUUGCCCUGGUACAGGAAUGGAGAGUUUGAAUAUCAAAGAGAGGAAUUGUUUUCUGAAUGGCACAAAGCUAAUAGCUAUUAUCUCAGAAGCUGCCAGCACAGGCGUGUCACUCCAUGCAGAUAGGAGAACCACAAAUCACAAGAGACGAGUGCACUUAACGUUUGAACUGCCAUGGAGUGCUGAUAAGGCAGUCCAGCAGCUUGGACGAACCCACCGUUCCAAUCAGUCGAGUGCACCGAUUUAUAAAUUGGUCACUACAAACCUGGGUGGCGAGAGAAGAUUUGCUGCAGCUGUUGCUCAGCGUCUGCAGUCACUUGGCGCUCUCACACAGGGUGAUAGACGAGCAGCCUCUGCUGUCAAUUUGUCGGGUUUUAAUUUUGAUACACCAUAUGGCAGGACUGCAUUACAGACUGUUUAUGAAUCAAUAUGUGCGUCUCGGCUCUCCCCUGGUGUCCUUUUGUCUUCAGUCACCUCUAGGGUUUCCCAAGCAGCGGGCUUGUCAGUCAUGCAGUUUACUCAAACCUUGCAACAAUGUCUUCAUCAGAUGGGUCUCCUCUCUGACUCUGAUAUUGAUCUAAAAGUGCGAGACAGAGAUGCUGGUGACAUUGGCAAGUUUCUCAAUAGAAUCUUGGGGUUACAAGUUAUCCACCAAAAUCUGACCUUCUCGUACUUUUGUGAAACAGCAAAGAUGACUAUUGAUGUGGCCAAACAGGAAGGAAGGUACAAUGAGGGCGUCACUGAUAUUGUGGCUUCAUCUGUAAAACUUACUCAGGAACCUCAAUUUGUUUUCCAAGAAGGACGACUGACUCAUCAGAAGACUAAGCAUUUAACUGUGCUAGUCGAUAGAGGCGUGGAUUAUCCUUCUGCUGCUAAACUAUUGGAAGGGGCACAAGGCAAUGACAGUGGUUUCUACUGGUCAAAAAAGGAAAGACGAGGACAGCGGCUGCAUCUCCUAGCAAUUCAAAAACCAAAUGCACCCCAUCUCUUUCAAAUUGUUCGACCUAACACUGGGAAGUCUCCUUUUGAGGAGGAGAAAGAAGAGCUCGUGCAAAGAUAUGUUCGUAUAUCAUCCACUGAUGCAGCACCAGGAUGGAACAAACAAUAUGAUAUGACAUUAGAGAAGUGCAUACACGGGGCUAACUGCCAAUCUGCAAACAAAUGUCGAGUCGGUAGCAGGACAACUGAAAUACAUCUUCUCAGCGGCGCUCUUAUUCCCAUCUGGUCUGUAUUGGAAUCUACGCUUUAUCGUCAUGCAGAAUCUCUCCAUCUAACAAAGAAUGAAAGGUCACUUCGAAUUGUUCGAUUGCAGCUAGACAGUGGACAGAGGAUAAUUGGAGUUAGAUAUCCACUCCCUCUGAUAAUAGAAGUAGCAUCACAGCUGAAACAAUUCUCGCAUGCUCUACUUUCCAGCAAAGAGAGCAAUGUAGCUGAACGUCCUGCAGAGGUCAUAAUAGAGCCUGAAUCACCUGUUGUUCCUAAAUUUCUCUCUCGAGCAACCACUCUACCUGUAACUAUACAGAAGUUCUUCUUUUCAAGCAAAAAUGGUUGUCAGAACGAAAUUUCACCAGCAAACGUUGAUGUUACAUCUGAAGUCAAUAGUAGGCACGUGACCAAAUCAUUGACUAGUCAUUCUCUGGGACGAAAGCGACCAAAGUUGCAGGCUAGUAAUGCAGCAGGUCACAAUACCUUGAGCAUUGCUCAUGCCUUCCAACAGAAGCCGAAACGAAAACCUGACUGUACAGAUGAGAGUGAUUGUGAAAAGCAAGGAGUUCCCUAUGAAAAAUCUCAGUGUCCAAUAUGUCAAAAAACAUUUACAUCCUCUGUAUCUAAUUUGGACAUAAACAGACACAUCGAUGAUUGCUUGAAGAGAGUCUAACUACUGCCAUUUCAUGUUUUUAAUAAUAUCUGGCAAGAGGCGUUUUAUAUGUCAGAUUAGCAAAACAAUGAACUAUUGUAACAGACACAAAGAGAUAAUAACGCUAUUGUUGUUACGUCCCCA
Corticium candelabrum is the source of this 3679-nucleotide messenger RNA. RefSeq names its product protein strawberry notch homolog 1-like. The transcript has 31 exons. NCBI's taxonomy places the organism in Eukaryota, Metazoa, Porifera, Homoscleromorpha, Homosclerophorida, Plakinidae. Bases 29 to 3556 code for a protein of 1175 amino acids. Gene Ontology annotation, molecular function: ubiquitin binding; histone binding; chromatin DNA binding. Gene Ontology annotation, biological process: regulation of DNA-templated transcription; DNA repair. Gene Ontology annotation, cellular component: nucleus. The record is from RefSeq and is a predicted model, not a curated record.